AUGCGCGCUGCCCGCGCCGCCCCGCUGCUCCAGCUGCUGCUCCUGCUGGGGCCGCGGCUCGAGGCUGCGGGCUUCGCGGAGCCCCCGCUACCCGCCGUGGUCCUUGCCAUCCUGGCCCGCAAUGCCGAGCACUCACUGCCCCACUACCUGGGCGCGCUGGAGCGGCUGGACUACCCCCGGGCCAGGCUGGCCCUCUGGUGUGCCACGGACCACAACGUGGACAACACCACGGAGAUGCUGCAGGAGUGGCUGGCCGCUGUGGGCAAUGACUAUGCAGCUGUAGUCUGGAGGCCUGAAGGGGACGCCAGGUCCUACCCAGACGAAGAGGGUCCCAAGCACUGGACCAAAGAAAGGCACCAGUUUCUGAUGGAGUUGAAGCAGGAAGCCCUGACCUUCGCCAGGGACUGGGGGGCUGACUAUAUCCUGUUUGCAGAUACAGACAAUAUUCUGACCAACAACCAGACACUGCGCCUUCUGACAGAGAAGGGGCUGCCUGUGGUGGCCCCAAUGCUGGACUCCCAGACCUACUACUCCAAUUUCUGGUGCGGGAUCACCCCCCAGGGCUACUACCGCCGCACAGCCGAGUACUUCCCCACCAAGAACCGCCAGCGCCGGGGCUGCUUCCGUGUCCCCAUGGUCCAUUCCACCUUUCUGAUAGCCCUGCGGGCUGAGGGGGCAGCCCAGCUCGCCUUCUACCCGCCUCACCCCAACUACACCUGGCCCUUCGAUGACAUCAUCAUCUUCGCCUAUGCCUGUCAGGCUGCAGGGGUCUCCGUCCACGUGUGCAAUGAGCACCGUUAUGGGUACAUGAACGUGGCUGUGAAGUCCCACCAGGGGCUAGAGGACGAGAGGGUCAACUUCAUCCACCUGAUCUUGGAAGCACUGGUGGACGGGCCCCCGAUGUGGGCCUCGGCUCAUGUGUCCCGGCCCCCAAAGAGGCCCAGCAAGAUGGGGUUUGAUGAGGUCUUUGUCAUCAGCCUGGCCCGCCGGCCCGACCGCCGGGAGCGCAUGCUGAGCUCGCUUUGGGAGAUGGAGAUCUCCGUGCGGGUGGUGGACGCUGUGGAUGGCCGGACACUCAACAGCAGCACCAUGAGGAGCCUCGGCGUGGACCUGCUGCCCGGCUACCAGGACCCCUACUCGGGCCGCACGCUGACCAAGGGCGAGGUGGGCUGCUUCCUAAGCCACUACUCCAUCUGGGAGGAGGUAGUUGCGAGGGGCCUGGCCCAGGUCGUGGUGUUUGAGGACGACGUGCGCUUUGAGAACAACUUCAGGGGGCGGCUGGAGCGGCUGAUGGAGGAGGUGGAGGCAGAGAAACUUCCAUGGGACCUGAUCUACCUCGGCCGGAAGCAGGUGAACCCUGAGGAGGAGGCAGCCGUGGAGGGGCUGCCACACCUGGUGGUGGCCGGGUACUCUUAUUGGACACUGGCGUACGUCCUGAGCCUGGAAGGUGCCCGCAAGCUAUUGGCCUCCCAGCCGCUGCGCCGAAUGCUGCCCGUGGACGAGUUCCUGCCCAUCAUGUUUGACCAGCACCCCAAUGAGCAGUACAAGGCACACUUCUGGCCACGGGACCUGCGGGCCUUCUCGGCCCGGCCCCUGCUCGCUGCCCCCACUCACUAUGCGGGGGACGCCAAGUGGCUCAGUGACACGGAGACCUCCUCGCCCUGGGAUGAUGACAGCGGCCGCCUCAUCAGCUGGAGCGGCUCUCACAAGACCCUGCGUGACCCCCGCCUGGACCUGGCCGGCAGCAGUGGGCACAGCCUCCAUCCCCACCCCCGGGAUGAGCUCUAGGUCUGGGUGGUGACUCCAGAGGAGGGCUCGGGAGCAGGCUGCAGCCGUCCAGGGAGCAGAGUUGGAAAUCGCUGGCAGAGGCUGCCACCAGGAGCCACAGACCCACAGCUGCGACCUCAGGCGUGGCCACUCUGCCCUCUGGACCCAUCUUUCAUCAGGAGAAACCACUCCAAGAUGGGGCCCUUCCCUGAAGGUCACGUGGUGAAAGGGCAGGGAUCACAGGCCCUCUUACCCUGCCCGGCCUGACUCAGGGCCUGGGGUAGAGGGAAGGA
Molecule: messenger RNA, 2060 nt
Organism: Ceratotherium simum simum (southern white rhinoceros)
Lineage: Eukaryota; Metazoa; Chordata; Mammalia; Perissodactyla; Rhinocerotidae
Gene: CERCAM
Product: cerebral endothelial cell adhesion molecule
Source: RefSeq, a predicted model, not a curated record